AUGUCGAGCGAAGCCUCUGCUCCCGCUGCCGCAGCCGUUGCUGCUCCCGUCUCGGUCGAGGCGAACCACACAAACACCGCUUCCGCGCCAGAAUCCUCAUUCGGCGCCUCCAUCCUGGGCCAGAAGGAGGCGUCUCUUCCGGAAUCCGUCGUCGUCGCCGCUGAACCCGAAGCUGAUGCCGCGGCCAGCGUAGACACUACGGGACAGGACGCUGCUGCCGUCGCUGCCGCCGCUGCUGCGGCUGCUGCAGCUGACGCUUCCAGUGCUGCGCAGACCAUCACUGAGCUCGCUACCGCAGCCACCAAUGCUGCUGCUAGCGCCGCUACUUCCACCGACGCCGACGCCACAGCAUCCACUGCUGACGCCGCCAAUGUUGCUCUUGGCGCGUCCGGCGAGGCCGAUGAGGGACAGCAGGAUGGCGAGGCUCCCGCCGAGGAGACCACCUCUGGCCUCCCUCGCAACGUCGAAUCCGAGCUUCGCGAGAUCUACUCGGUCGCCAGCGCCAUCGCCAACUUCUCCGUCGCCCACGUCAACCAGGUCAGCCUCCCCACGCCCCAAAAGGUGCGCACCAUCAUCCAAAAGGCGCUCAAGCUCACCUCGUCCCUUAGCAUGCUUCUCGCCCAGCCAGAGAUCGCGCUUCGACAGCUCGACGCCGACGAGCACGGUAAGCGUCCCGCCGAAUCCAAGCUCGAUUCGGCUCGCAAGCGUCAACGCUCUUCCGACUGGGACGGCAACAAAGGCGCUCCCGGCUCUCCCUUCACUCCCAGCUCCGGUCUCCGCGUCUUCCCGGACGGAUCGCUGCCCACGUCGUUCCCUUCGCCGGGCUUUGACGGCGAUGCCAAGGGCCCCCAGUACAAGAAGCGCAGUCGUGCACCUGCGCCCGGCUCCUGCCAAGCCUGCGGGUCCAGCGAGACGCCCGAAUGGCGUCGAGGUCCCGAUGGCGCACGCACGCUCUGCAACGCCUGCGGUCUGCACUAUGCCAAACUCGUGCGAAAGCGCGUGCAGCAGGACGGCGGUGAAGUCCCCUCUCCCAGCCAGCCACCUCCUCAGCCCAGCCUGGUGAGCCUCGAAGAGCUGCGUGCGUCGACCAAGAGCGCCGAGGCCGCAGCCGCUGCUGCAGGUCUCUCAUCCUCGAGCUCUUCCAAGUCGCUCAACGGCACGCCCAUCAAGGGCGACAGGAGCGGAGCGUGGGAUACUCCCAGCAAGCCGCCCCGUGUCGCCUCGUCGCUCGGCAGCAGCGUGCUGUCUGGCAGCGACGAGGUCGCCCCGCCUCCCGCUGCGCUCGAGACGACCGCCGCACAGACGACGGGCAUCGUCGAGCCCGCUCCCACGCCCGCGGCCGGUAUUCCAGAGCCAGCCGCCCCUGCUGCCGUACCCGAGCCCGUCAUAGCCCCCGAGCUGGCGGGCGAGAGCGUCCCAGCAUCCAACCCCAACCUCCACAGCCAAGAGCGACCCAUGGAGACGGAUCAGUGA
Molecule: messenger RNA, 1473 nt
Organism: Kalmanozyma brasiliensis GHG001
Lineage: Eukaryota; Fungi; Basidiomycota; Ustilaginomycetes; Ustilaginales
Product: Zinc finger, GATA-type
Exons: 1
Coding region: 1-1473 (490 amino acids)
Biological process (GO): regulation of DNA-templated transcription
Molecular function (GO): sequence-specific DNA binding; zinc ion binding
Source: RefSeq, a predicted model, not a curated record